Messenger RNA from Lodderomyces margitis, 2397 nucleotides. RefSeq lists its product as uncharacterized. The record is from RefSeq and is a predicted model, not a curated record. Gene Ontology annotation, molecular function: RNA binding. The transcript has a single exon. Lineage: Eukaryota; Fungi; Ascomycota; Pichiomycetes; Serinales; Debaryomycetaceae. The coding region runs from base 1 to 2397 and encodes 798 amino acids.
AUGAAAUCAUAUCCAUAUUUUAAAAAGUCCAGUUUUGAUGCAUACAUUAAAUCAGACAACUCGAUGUCUAAGUUCUCCUCAGGGACACUUGGCGACAAUUUUAAUGAGAAGCAAAACGAACACUUUUAUAAAAACAACAUUCCACGCAAGAAGGGAGACGUAUUCCGAUUGACUAAACAGGAGUAUACAUCUGAAUCACUGGAGGAUGGAGAUAGCAGCGCUAGCUCCCAACACGAUCAGCAGCCACAACAAGAUUUGAUCGACUGUUUAAAUAACCAUAUAUUUGCUGAGACUGAAUCUGAAGGUGGGGGGUCUUGCUAUUUCCCUAUAAGUUUGAAAAUCUAUGUGAGCAGUGCAAGGGCUCAAAACAAAGUUGAGCACAUGGUGUCACAGUUUUCAAAAUUGUCAAUAAAUGAGGAAGAGUUUGACCAACUGCAACCACAAUUGAACUCAUCAUCAGAACGAGUCCUGUUCAAGACGUUGUCAAUCGGAUUCAAGUCAAAGACACACUUGGAAGAUUUAAUCUAUCGCCUCCAUGAUGAAGGUGUAAAGUUUGAAUUGGAUUAUUCGAAAUUUGUCUCGCAUCCAGGUGUACUUUUCAUCAAGAAUUUAUCAAGCGACUUGGUGUGCGACGAUAACAAGUUUACGCUGGAAACAUCAUCAGAACUAGCAUCAAGUGAAAGAUUAAAAAAGCACCGCAAGUUGUGUCAGUAUUUGAAUGACAAUUGUCAUUUCAAAUCAUUGCAAGACAUCAGAUUAUUCAACAACGAGUCAACAAGCAAUAAUGGCAGUAACGGUAGCAACGGAUUACCACUCCACUCCAGCUCAAAUUCAUCUGUAUUUGCUAUUGUUAAGUUUGCAAACUACUUGGAUGUUGAUAUGUUGAUUGAUAGACUCAGCAAGCAAACACCAAAUGCAUUCCAUGACAAUCCCGAUAUUCCAUUAUUUUUGAACAAAUAUAUCAACAAGCGAGAACGUUCAUCCUUGCCUCCUGGAGCUGGUAUUUCCAACAAUUUUGCCUCACGUCGCAGUAGCAGUGCAUCACUGGGUACUACUUCUGUGUCAACGUCAUCAUCGUCGACAUCAUUAACAAGAUUCCACCCCAGUUUAAAUAUAUCAAGGAACACCAAUGACAAUUUCAGUUUAAUCAUUUUGGAGAACUUGAUCAACUUUUUACCGCAUGAUUUGACAAAGGACAAGUUUGAACGGUUCUUGCACAAGAUUAAGAUGUUUGGCAACAACAUUGAAUCAAUUUAUUUUCCUAUUGUUGACAAAGGCGAUGCUUCACCCAAUUUACAUCUUUUUGACUUUGGAUAUAUCAGAUUCAAAUCUACUAGCAACUUUAUGGAGAAUACCUUUCGUGUCUUGUAUUAUUUGAAUGAAUUGCUAUGGGAUGAGGUUAUGGCUUUGGAUAUGAAAAAUUUACCUUCCUUGAUGGAAGAGGAUUAUGAUGAUGAUAGUUCUAGUCUUGACAGAGAUUCAAGUGGUGAUAAUGUGAAUGAAAGAAAAUCUACCGGUAACGCAAACGGAAAUGCAAACGGAAACGAGUCAAAACCGGUGGUGAUGAAUCGUAAGUUGUCUGUGACAGUGGCUCAGCAUAAGCAUAAUCAUUACUUGUUUUCACAAACUAACCAGUACUACCUAUCAUUUAAUCCAAGUCUAUUGAGUUCCAAGCAACUGCCAGUGGUAAUAAGCUAUCCCAAUCCCAUAUACACUAUCAAUGCAUUCAUUAGGAAUGUCAACUAUCAAGAGACAAAUUUGUAUGUAAACAAUUUCUCACUGGUUUUCAACAAUGACGAUGUCACAUGGGAAUCGUUUUGGAAGCAAUUUGGAUCAAUCAAGUCGGCAAAAAUCAUAAAGCCCCACUUCUACCAGGAUGAGGAUUCGAUUGAUGGCGAAGAGCAAAAGGCAGGUCGGAUUGGGUUUAUAUUCUACGAGACAUUUAAAAUGGCAAUUAGAGCCAUUUUAAUGACCAAUAACAAGCUUGUCCAUGUGGACAAUUUCAACCCCAUGGUUAUUCAGUCGUCUUUUGCUAUCCAAAAGCCAAACUCCAGCCAAAAAUCUUUCCCUUUACCACCUGCACCACCGGUGGCUAAUUCUAGCUUAGGUUUGUCUCCUGAUUUUUCAUUGCCGUCACCAAAGACUCCAGCAUUUGUACAUGCCAGCUCGGGAGGGGGCAUGCAAUACUAUACAUACCAACCAUUCAUGCCUUAUUAUUAUGGAUAUCAUCCAAAUCCCUACAUUCUUGGAGCUCAAGGUAUGUUUAAUGCCGGUGCUGCACCAAAUAUUGAACGACCAGGGAAGCAAGUUGCAAAUGCGACACAUACUGGAAAUGGACCUUUUGUUGGACAAGGGUCAGUGAUGACUCAACCGCUCCCAAGCUACAAGAAGAGCUAA